AUGGAGGCUAAGUUGGUGCCGCUCCUCCAAGAAUUCCUGUUCAACGGCGAUGCGCGGCUCUCCAACCUCCGCGUAACCCACGUAUCACUUGCCCUCUUCAUCCUGUGGCUCACCACCUCCACCACCCUCGCCCUCUACAACCUCCUCCUCCACCCGCUCGCCAAAUACCCGGGCCCGCGCCUCGCCGCCUGCACGUCCCUCGUCUACCUGUACCACUUCCUCGCCGGCACCAGCGUGUCGUGGGUCGCCGCGCAGCACCGGCGCUACGGCGCCGUCGUGCGCCUCGCGCCCGACCGCCUCAGCUACACGAAGGCGGAGGCCUGGAAGGACAUCUUCGGGCACCGCACGGGCGGACACCGCGCGAACCCAAAGGACGCGCGCACGCAGUCCGGCGCCAUCGAUGGCUAUCACAGCCUCGUUACCGAGCCGGAUGACGAGCGGCACGGGCAGACGAGGCGGGUGUUUUCGCACGCGUUUUCGGACCGGGCGUUGGUGCAGCAGGAGGGGUUGAUUCAGGGGUAUGUGGGGGAGUUGGUGGAGCUGAUACGGAGGGGGGGUGGUGGUGGGGUGGCGGGGGAGAAGGGGAAGACGAAGGAGAUGGAUGCGGUCAAGUUGUUUAACUUCGCGACGUUUGAUAUCAUGGCGGAUCUGGCGUUUGGCGAUCCGCUCGGGAAUUUGAAGGAGGCGACGUAUGCGCCGUGGGUGGAUGCCAUGUUUGGGUGUUUUAAGAACCUCCAGAUUAUCAGCGCAUUGAACGAAUACCGCAUCGCCCAGAUCAUCUAUGCCGUCUUUCUGAUGCCACGCACCGUCAGAGCCGCCGCCGAGCUGACCAUCUCCCAGUGCGCGGAUCUAGUCGCGCGCCGGAUGGACAAAGGCAAGACGGAGCGGCCCGACAUCUGGGGCCUCAUGAUGCGGGCCGAGGAGAGGGUGCAGUUCACGCGGGGCGAGAUGACAUCGCAGAGCUUCCUUUUCAUGAUUGCCGGCACCGAGACGACGGCCACUCUGCUGAGCGGAUUGACCUGGUUUUUGAUGAUGAAUCCGACAAAGUACAAGAAGUUGGCGGAGGAAAUAAGGGCUGUCGAGAGUGAGGAGGAAUUGGAGAGUGACAGGAACUUGCGCAAGUUGAAGUAUCUGAAUGCAUGCCUGGAGGAGGGCCUGAGGUUGUACCCUCCAGUGCCGUUGGGGACCAACCGUAAGGUUGCCCAAGGGGGGAACACGAUCUGUGGAGACUGGUUACCCGAAGACACUCGGCUCACGGUUGACCAUUAUUCUGCCUACCGCUCGGCAGAGAACUUCAAGGAUCCUGACGUCUUCCUCCCGGAGCGCUGGAUUCCUGGAGAGCCUGGAUUCGAAGAACAUCAUGCUUACGAUAAGCGUGAAGUUCUGCAGCCUUUCUCAUAUGGGCCCCGCAACUGCCUAGGGAAGAAUCUCGCCUACUACGAGAUGCGCGCAUUGUACGCCAAAGUACUCUGGAAUUUCGAUCUUGAGCUGUGCGCAGGGAUGGAGACUUGGAUUGACCAGAAGACGUGGGCCCUUUGGCACAAGCCCCCGCUCAUGGUCCGUUUCACGCCUCGUGUCCAAACUUGA
Lasiodiplodia theobromae is the source of this 1587-nucleotide messenger RNA. Its product is annotated as Cytochrome p450 protein. NCBI's taxonomy places the organism in Eukaryota, Fungi, Ascomycota, Dothideomycetes, Botryosphaeriales, Botryosphaeriaceae. The record is from RefSeq and is a predicted model, not a curated record. Bases 1 to 1587 code for a protein of 528 amino acids. Gene Ontology annotation, molecular function: oxidoreductase activity, acting on paired donors, with incorporation or reduction of molecular oxygen; monooxygenase activity; heme binding. The transcript has 6 exons.